Molecule: messenger RNA, 2680 nt
Organism: Anastrepha obliqua
Lineage: Eukaryota; Metazoa; Arthropoda; Insecta; Diptera; Tephritidae
Gene: Drp1
Product: dynamin-1-like protein
Exons: 8
Coding region: 185-2392 (735 amino acids)
Biological process (GO): mitochondrial fission
Cellular component (GO): cytoplasm; mitochondrion; membrane
Molecular function (GO): GTPase activity; microtubule binding; GTP binding
Source: RefSeq, a predicted model, not a curated record
CUCUACUGUCAGUAUUUUAGGUUUUCCACUGAGUGAGUAGACAGCCAAUAAAAGAAAAUUGGCGAAUUAGUGUAUUUUUAUGCUGCACAUCGAAAAAAGUUAUAAAAUAUAACAGAAAUAUAAUAAGGGUGCGAGAUAUUAAUGAAAUUUUAAGUUGAAAUCUUACGCCAGUGUCUUUGUCAAAAUGGAAGCACUUAUUCCGGUUAUUAAUAAAUUGCAAGAUGUUUUCAACACAGUAGGCUCGGAUUCUAUACAAUUGCCACAGAUUGUAGUACUUGGAAGUCAGAGCUCCGGCAAAAGUUCAGUUAUCGAGAGUUUAGUGGGACGCUCCUUUCUACCCCGAGGUACUGGUAUUGUAACGCGUCGCCCUCUAGUUUUACAGCUAAUUCAUUGUCCACUGGAUGAUAGAGAACAUCGUUCAGCUGAAAAUGGUACAGUCAAUGUGGAUGAAUGGGGAAAAUUUUUACAUACCAAAAAGAUCUUUACGGAUUUUAACCAAAUUCGUAAUGAAAUCGAGGAAGAGACCGAUCGUGCUGCCGGUUCCAAUAAAGGAAUUUGUCCAGAACCUAUCAACCUAAAAAUAUUCUCAACACGGGUUGUGAAUUUAACGCUUGUCGAUUUGCCAGGCAUCACCAAAGUACCAGUAGGUGAUCAGCCGGAAGAUAUCGAAGCGCAAAUCAAAGACUUGGUUUUGAAGUUCAUUGAUAACCCCAAUUCAAUAAUUUUGGCAGUGACAGCAGCAAAUACUGAUAUGGCAACGAGUGAGGCACUUAAAUUGGCUAAAGAAUGUGACCCUGAAGGUAGACGCACCCUGGCUGUGGUAACCAAACUCGAUCUAAUGGAUGCGGGCACUGACGCCAUUGAUAUAUUGUGUGGUCGUGUGAUACCUGUAAAAUUGGGCAUUAUUGGCGUCGUAAAUCGGUCGCAACAAGAUAUAAUUGAUAAGAAACAAAUCGAUGACCAACUUAAGGACGAAGCUGCAUUUUUGCAAAGAAAAUAUCCCACUUUGGCUACUCGCAAUGGCACACCAUACUUGGCAAAGACGCUGAAUCGUUUACUCAUGCACCACAUACGCGAUUGUUUGCCAGACUUGAAAACUCGCGUCAACGUGAUGUCAUCACAAUUCCAAUCAUUACUUCACUCAUAUGGCGAGGACGUGUCGGACAAGAGUCAAACGCUGUUGCAAAUUAUAACCAAGUUUGCUAGUGCUUAUUGCUGCACAAUCGAAGGUACUGCUCGCAAUAUUGAAACGACGGAACUCUGUGGCGGUGCACGCAUUUGUUAUAUUUUUCACGAGACUUUUGGUCGCACCCUCGAUUCCAUACAUCCCUUGGCCGGUUUAAGUAAAAUGGAUAUAUUAACGGCUAUACGCAAUGCGACUGGUCCCCGCCCGGCACUGUUUGUACCCGAAGUUUCAUUCGAAUUGUUGGUGAAAAGGCAAAUACGACGAUUGGAGGAGCCUUCACUGCGUUGUGUGGAGUUGAUACACGAGGAAAUGCAACGAAUUGUGCAACAUUGCGGAAAUGAAGUACAACAGGAAAUGUUACGUUUUCCGAAGUUGCAUGAAAAAAUUGUUGACGUCGUUACGCAGCUUCUGCGUAGACGUCUCCCCGCCACAAAUGUGAUGGUUGAAAAUUUAGUAGCUAUUGAGUUAGCCUAUAUUAACACCAAACACCCUGAUUUCCAUAAGGACGCCGCACUCGUACCCAGCUUACUGAAGGCGGACAAUAUUAUUGAGCCAUUCAGCCAUUUGAGUGCACAAGUGCAGCGACGUGCUAAUACUCCACGCAAUUCAAAUUCAUCACCUCAAGUGUCAGCAGGACAUCAUUUGCAGCAGCAGCAGCAACAACAACAACAACAAAUACAAAAUGAUACUCAAGAGCAAAACCAUUUCGGUGAGAACGCCGUCGGUCACAGCUGGCUAUCAACUAUUUUGCCUCCGCCGCCCUCGACUUUGCCGGCUGUACGCGCACAGGAGAGUCAAGAUAAUACUGCAAACAAUACACCUUUACACAAUAAUAUUUCGAGCCCAGUGAAACCGGUUAACUUAUUACCCGAUAUGCCGGCUCAACAUGGUUCGAGGCGUUUAACCGAUAAAGAACAGAAGGAUUGCGAUGUUAUUGAACGCUUAAUUAAAUCGUAUUUCUACAUUGUGCGCAAAUCCAUACAGGACUCUGUACCAAAAGCAAUAAUGCAUUUCUUAGUUAAUUAUGUUAAGGAUAACUUGCAGAGUGAGCUAGUCACACAUUUGUACAAGUCAGAGAGAGCCGAAACUUUACUCAACGAAUCGGACCACAUUGCUGUUCGACGAAAAGAGGCGGCCGAUAUGUUAAAAGCGCUUACCAGGGCAAACCAUAUAAUAAGCGAAAUUCGCGAAACGCAUAUGUGGUAAAAUGGAGAAGGUGCUGUAGUGUGUGAAAUGUAUUCGAAAUACAAAACAAGACAUCAACGCUGCGCUUCUUCACCAAUUGGUGAUUUAUAUUCUUCAUUAUGCAUGCAUACAUAUAUAUUAUAUAUUCGCAAAUUCAUUGUCAAGUUACAUUUUUAACUACUUCAGUUUUCUUUUUCCAGUUUAACCUUCGCAAAAGAAAAAACAAACAUCAAAAAAUAUAAGCAUACUUGUUCAUAAUGGUUAAAUGUACUUGAAUUGUAAUCACGACAGCGUUGGCUAAAAUAUAAA